GGCACGGCGCGCAUCCGCGUGGCUGUGCUGGACGCCAACGACAACGCGCCCGCGUUCAGCCAGGCGGUGUACACGGUGCGAGUGCCCGAGGACGUGCCCGUGGGCUCCACGCUGCUCAGCGUCACCGCCACCGACCCCGAUGACGGAACCAAUGGAGACGUGAGAUACUUAUUUCAAGAAGUUUUAGAGCAGACAUCGAAUACAUUCCACAUAGAGGCGGAGACAGGAGCGAUAAGCCUAGUAAGGAACCUGGACUUCGAGGAGGUAGAUUUCUAUGAAUUUCUCGUUCAGGCACAUGAUGGAGGUGGCCUUUCAGACACUACGAAGAUCACAGUGUCAGUGACGGACGUGAACGACAACGCGCCCGAGAUUUCGGUGCGGUCGGCGCUGAGCGAGAUCUCGGAGGACGCGGCGCCGGGGACG
This is a messenger RNA of Meleagris gallopavo (turkey), 423 nucleotides long. Lineage: Eukaryota; Metazoa; Chordata; Aves; Galliformes; Phasianidae. The record is from RefSeq and is a predicted model, not a curated record.